AUGAGCGCGAAACAUUCACCGAAAAUGAAAGAAGCCUCAGGAAAGAGAAAACUAUCGAUACAUGAUUUGUUCUUUCGUGCCAUAUUUGUGACGCAUGCACGUCACUGGACUAUCCAUGAAUUAGCCAACUUAUGCGUUCUUGAAUCAACUUCAGAUAGCUUUAAGGCAAAGACAUUAGUAUCUGUACAGCGAUUUGUUAGCAGACUAUCUGAAGCUGGCUUGAUACAAGUCGCGAACAUGCGAACCGACGACGAAGGUCGUGAAGUCGCUCUACUCUGCUCUUCAAGAAAUUAUACCGAGAUUAGUCACAAUUGCUUGACGGUUGGCUCUAUAGAAGAGACUAACCAACAUCGAGCGUUCAUAGAAUGUACUUCAAGCAAACGUCUCAAUUUGGCCUCAAAACGUUGCGCACCAUCAAACAAGAGACCAAACCGCGAAUUGUCAUCUAUAAUUUCUGAUACGCAACCUUGUCCUUCGCCCUAUCGAAAACCCUAUCAUGCUUUGGCUGCGCGUCGGUUAACGAGCCCUCGGUCGAACGCAUCAAAAGCUGCGCAAAAGCCUGCAAGGUUCGCAGAAUCCAUUGCAAGGUACCCAGAGCUGACCGACUUACUCGAACGCAAGAAUAGUCUCGAAACCGAGAUUGCUAAAAUCGAAGACGGAAUCAGGCGAGCAAAGAUGGCGCUUAACUACCACAAACAGGACAAAGACGGUGUCAUUCAAGCACUCAUUAUUAAAUGGCGAAACGCAAGCCAGGAAGCUGCAGAAUUCCUUUUUAAUAACAUGAAAGAGCGAAUGUCGAUACUAGAACGAUCGGGCCAUACGUCAUGGUUUGUAGAAAAUCAUUAUAACUGGGACGAGAAAAACUCACCAUUAUCUUACUCAGAUGAAGAUGAUACGGAUGAAUCGGUCAAACACGAAAACUUUGCAAAUGACAUGUCGAUGAAAUCAAUGUUAUCUCGGAUGGGUGUUGACAUUGCAAUUAUCAAGUGGAAUGAUGAAGACGAGUGCUUCGAAGACUGA
Molecule: messenger RNA, 1020 nt
Organism: Paraglomus occultum
Lineage: Eukaryota; Fungi; Glomeromycota; Glomeromycetes; Paraglomerales; Paraglomeraceae
Source: the annotation of a GenBank genome assembly